Molecule: messenger RNA, 885 nt
Organism: Oppia nitens
Lineage: Eukaryota; Metazoa; Arthropoda; Arachnida; Sarcoptiformes; Oppiidae
Exons: 3
Coding region: 1-885 (294 amino acids)
Source: RefSeq, a predicted model, not a curated record
AUGAAUCAAAUAACUCCAUUAAAUUAUUCAUUGAUAAGUCCAGUUACACAUAAUAUUAGCAACGAUUCAAUUAAUCAAUUAAUAAACAGAUCCUAUGAUGUAAUUGUUGACAUUGGUUGCGGUGACGGUAGUCUAACCAAAUUGUUGGCCAAUCAGCUAACGCAUAACCAGCUCAUAGGUAUCGAUUGCGUACCCGAUAUGAUAAGCUAUGCCCGCAAACAUAACAAUACAAUUGAUGGUAAGGACAACCCCAACAACCAUAUCAUUGAAUAUGUUGUACAAGAUAUGAGUGUCGAUUGGCCGGCAAUGUGUCCACAGAUCAGACAAUUGGAGUCCAAAGUUGAUCUGAUUUUUUCCAACUAUGCCCUACAAUAUAUACCGGAUAAGCAACAAUUGAUGCAAACAUUCAGUAGACUACUGUCCACUGGCGGUACAGUCUUUGCUAAUAUAUUUUUAUAUAACGAUCUAAACAAAAAGCUAUUAAUUAAUGGUCCGACAAAUCGUAGACAACAACGGUAUCAAACAAUUGCUGAACAAAUUGCUAAUUGGAAACAAUGUCUAACAAUAUCAACAUCAAGUGAUAAUCAAUAUUUGUUUUCAAUUAAACAAUUCAAAACAUUGGAUACCGUUUGGCCAAUGGAUAGGAAAACAAUUAUAGGUUUUAUGCCUGUUAUGGUCAACAGUUUUCGGUCACAAUUUACUAACCAAUCGGACUUUGAUUCGGAACUCAAUGACCACUUAUGGGACACAGUAUUCGAUGCCACCACUAACCCGACGGCUACCGAACCUAAUCCCAGUGCUUGGCAACAGUUUUUAGCCGACACUACCGUUACGAAAGUCAACUGUCAUCGUAUAGUAUUGCAAUUGAUGGCUAUUAAACAAUAA